Molecule: messenger RNA, 908 nt
Organism: Heterotrigona itama
Lineage: Eukaryota; Metazoa; Arthropoda; Insecta; Hymenoptera; Apidae
Source: the annotation of a GenBank genome assembly
AUGGCUGAAGCGAUGCGACAAACCGUGGCUGGAAUGUUAAAAGGCAUUGAAAGGUGCAUUAUUCGUUAUUCGAAAGUAUAGUUUAAUUCAUUCUUCUAUGCGUGGUUUAUUUUGAUGAUACAGAAUAAUACUUUUAAAAAUUUAAUAUAUUUUUUUCAAAGUUUGAUUAUUUAAUUUAAUUAUUUUAUUUUGCCAUCAAAUUUUAUUCAUAUUAUUGUGAAGAGUACAUUACAAUCAUACGUAUCAAAUAUGCAUGGCAAAUGAUAUGAUAUUGGUACAUAUCUUUUUUAAUUAAACACAAAAAUUUCAGAUAUAAUCCAGACCAUUUAGCAACUCUAGAAAAAUAUGUUGAAAUACAAUCAAGAGAAAAUGCAUAUGACUUGGAAGCUAAUUUAGCAGUCUUGAAACUAUACCAAUUAAAUCCACAUAGAUUUAACAUGGAUAUUACUUGUCAAAUAUUGUUGAAAGCUCUAACAAAUCUUCCUCAUACCGAUUUCGUACUUUGUAAAUGCCUUCUCAGCGAACGAAUUAUGCAAGAAAGUCCUAUUAAUCAAAUCAUGUAUUUGGGAGACAUUCUAGAACAAUGUAACUUCCAACAUUUCUGGGAUAGAGUUCUUUCUAUGUCCGAUCUUUGUGACAGAAUUGUAGGAUUUCAAGAUUCCAUAAGAAAAUUUGUUUGCCAUGUAGUAGGAAUUACAUUUCAAACAAUAGAUAAGAAUCUUUUAGCACAACUUCUUGGAGGUGUUGAUGAUACCACAUUAAAACAUUGGGUAAAAAAAUAUGGAUGGAAAGAAGAAAGUAAAUCAAUUAUUUUUAUUGCUAAUCAGGAUGAAAAUAUUAAAACAAAAAAUAUUACAGAAAAAAUAGACUUCGAAAAUGUCGCUGGCUUAAUGGCUGCUUGUCUUUAA